This is a messenger RNA of Myxocyprinus asiaticus (Chinese sucker), 4511 nucleotides long. It is a transcript of the gene shrprbck1r, whose product is annotated as sharpin and rbck1 related. The transcript has 14 exons. Bases 365 to 2518 code for a protein of 717 amino acids. NCBI's taxonomy places the organism in Eukaryota, Metazoa, Chordata, Actinopteri, Cypriniformes, Catostomidae. Gene Ontology annotation, biological process: protein linear polyubiquitination; positive regulation of canonical NF-kappaB signal transduction; proteasome-mediated ubiquitin-dependent protein catabolic process. The record is from RefSeq and is a predicted model, not a curated record. Gene Ontology annotation, cellular component: LUBAC complex. Gene Ontology annotation, molecular function: ubiquitin-protein transferase activity; ubiquitin binding.
UCUAACAAAGAAAUGUGUGGCGAUUUAUAAUAUUUUGCUAUGUCUUGAUAUGCAUGACAUAUAGGGGAUAUCCCUUCGAUGAGAAAGCAAGCGGUGUGUGUAUUUCAGUGUCCUUUUUCAACAGGAGGCGCAGCAGUUCUUGUUUCGGUCUCUGGCUCUGCUUGAGCUGUGUUUCUUUCUGUUGUGACACUGGACUGUCCUCCGUAUGAAACUAAAACAAUGAUGAAAAGGCCGCUGUUUAUGAGUAAAUGUCCACAUCAGGGAGUUUUAGGAAAUCUCCAAACCUCUAACUAGAGUAAAAAAAUCCGGUAAGUAGCGGGGUGUCAGACCGAUAUAUACCCGCCUGAAGUAGUCAGUCGGCGGCAUGUCGCUGAGCUCAGGCGGGUGGACUCAAACGCCUCCUUCGGCCCAGCCGUCAUCGUCUCAUCUCGGCCAUGAGGCCUCGCAGUCGGGCUGCAACACGGUUUUGAUGUCGGUGAAGGUGUCAGUAUGCCACUCUGGUAUACGACCGCUUUGUCUCCCGGGCGCCGGAGACGAAUCUCUCCGUCUUCAGCUGAGCAUGGACCCGGGAAAAGCAGGGGAAUUCCGCCUUGCGUUACGGGACAUCAGCGGAGCAGCUGCUGGUCGCAGCGUGUCCAUUGCUGAGUUUGACCUCAGGACUGUUCGUUAUGAAGUCAAGUCACCACGGUGCCAUGAACUGAGUUUGGCUACACCUCCGCAUGACCGUAUUACGUUCAACUUCCGCAGUGAGCAGGAAGCACAAGAGUGGGCCACAGUGGUGAUGUCAUCACUCCGCGAGGCCCAAAGAGUGGUGAUUAAUUCCCCUACUGAAGAUGGACAGCUACCUCCUCAGCCUCUGGCUUCACAAAGCACUGCACUCAUGCCACAUACAGAGGAUAUUUGUGCAGAGCUGGUUUGUGCUAUAGAGGCUGGUGAUGUUCAAGCAGCAUCUGUUUGUGCAUCAUCUUUAGCUAACCAGAGAGCUGCUCUGUGUAUUCAGCCCUCUAAACGAAAUUACACAGACAUAGAAAUCAGCCUGGCUGUGGUGGUAGAGGAUGCUUCCUCGUCCUGUUGUGUCACAGUGAAAGUCUUCCCCCACUCUACAAUUGGUGCUCUCAAACAGCAGGUCUUCACAGACUAUGGUUUUCAUCCACGUGUGCAGCGCUGGGUCAUUGGUCAGUCAUUGUGCUCUGAUCAUCGCUCUCUGGCUUCUUAUGGAGUUCAGCACGAUGGCGACACUGCGUUCCUUUAUUUAAUUUCUGCCCGUCAGGCCCGUCUCAGCCGAGGGCUGUACCAACAAGAUCAAGAAAGUGCUUUACUCAUGCCUGCCCCAGUGCCGACAUCUAAUCAGCCCCACCAAGAACUAGUUGCCAAUGGGCCAGUGGCAUUGAACACAGCAUCAAGGCCAUACAGCACCCUGCCUACCAGACUGCACAACAGCCAUAAUACUCUGAACAACAGUGCUGGUGGCACAGAACGGUUGGGUUUGGGUGAAAUCCGUGACAUGAUCAAUCUUGAGAUUCCACAGUUGAAUGAAGCCCUGGUGCCCAACAGAACAAAUACACAGCUGGGAUGGGCCUGCCCAACAUGUACAUAUAUUAAUAAACCAACACGACCAGGCUGUGAAAUGUGUAGUGCAGACCGACCUGAAGGCUACACUGUUCCUGGCAACUACAGACCAGAUGCUCUAGAGCUGCGACGCAUUCAGCAAGAGAAAGAAGCGAUCAGGCAGUACCAACAGGCUCGAGAGGCAGAGCGCCGGGAGAACUAUGCACGUCUGGUGCAGAUGGACGGACAGGAUCUGGUUCCUAACCCAGAGAGAGUGGAGUGCAGGAUCUGCUAUCUGGAGCUUGAGUGUGGGGAGGGAGUCCUGCUCCGAGAGUGUCUCCACUGUUUCUGCAAAGAGUGUCUGCGCUCUGUGAUUCUGAUGUCUGAGGAUCCUCAGGUGGCAUGUCCAUACAGAGACGAAGCCUACGCUUGUGACUGCAUCCUGCAGGAGAGAGAAAUCAGAGCUCUGGUGGCAGUAGAAGAUUAUGAGCGUUGGUUGCAGAGAGGGCUGUCUGUUGCAGAGUCUCGAUGUGAGGGCAGUUAUCACUGUGCAACUGCAGACUGUCCAGGCUGGUGUGUUUAUGAAGAUGCUGUCAACACUUUCCACUGCCCAGUCUGCAAAAAACACAACUGCCUGCUUUGCAAGGCCAUUCAUGAAGGGAUGAACUGUAAGCAAUAUCAGGAUGACCUGGCAGCUCGUGCCAUCAAUGACUCUGCAGCUAGAAGAACCAGAGACCUGCUAAAGACUCUUGUUAACUCUGGAGAAGCGAUGCAUUGCCCCCAGUGUGGUAUCAUUGUACAGAAGAAGGAGGGCUGUGAUUGGCUACGCUGUACCGUCUGCCACACUGAGAUCUGCUGGGUCACCAGAGGGCCACGCUGGGGGCCUAAAGGUCCUGGAGACACAAGUGGUGGCUGCCGAUGCAAUGUUAACAAACAAAGAUGCCAUCCAAAAUGCCAGAAUUGUCACUGAAAGAGAGAAAAGGAGGGAAGAGUUAGAGACAAAGAAAGUAAGGUGAGAAGAAGAGACAGUAGUGACAUGGAAGUUUAUGACAUUACGAAAACUUCUGAUAUUACCUUAUUAGUAUUUGGAGACAUACCCUCUCCACCUGUCUGAACUGGAUACACAGUUCUGACUUUCUUAGUGGAGAUGUAAAGCACAAUAGACCUUUUUCACACUCCCGGUUUUGGAACGCGAAAGUAAAUGUUUGCAGGGUAAACUUCAACAGCAGUGAAUGGGAGUGGAUGGGAGACCACAGGAAAUAUUAUUUUCACUUACCCAUUUGCUUCAAGACCAGAAGGGAACUCCUCUAUUAUGUUUGAAUGACUUUCCAGAAGAGGAAAGAAAUAGAGAGUGAUGGAUUAAGACAGUAAAAUGGGAGAAGAUGCCAAAUUUACUGUCACUCUCUCAGCAGCUGAAAUAGAAACCCCCUCGCAGCUGUGGCAAUUCAUUUUUUAAAACUAAUUCCAGGGUAAUAUAACAAAGCAUAAUUUUAUCAAUUUACACUCUAUAUUUAAAAAAUGUAUAAUAUAAAAAAAAAUGCAAGAUUUACAUUGCUAAAUAAGGUGGAAACGCGUCAUCACAGUGUGUGAAAAAGGUCUGUUGCAAUGCAUUCUGAUUAGAAAUGUGUAGGCCUGUCAAACAACAAAUGCUGGUGCAUUUUAUCUGAUUAAAUCAUGAAAGAAAAUGAAGGUGCCGAGGGAAAACCACUUGAAAACAAGGGAUGGAAAAAGCUAAUCAGAAACUGCAGUUUAUAAUUGAAAUAAGGGAAUUGUUACAAUGCACUUACACAAAUACUCAUGUGUUUGACUUGUCUUACUUUUAAAAGAUGUACUACUCUGUUACCGAAGUGUGAAGUGUUAUUGAAAAGUGCCUUAUCUUGCCAUUUGUUUCCAAGCCAUGUAACCACUAGCAUUAGCAAUAAUAGAGUGUGACAUUGUUAUUAUUUUAUAUAUUUUGCUGUUGUUGUAGAUUUAUGUGAUCCAAGAUAACUUAAUAAUGUGUGCAGUGUUAUCCCUCAACCUUGAACUAAAAUCAUUGUAUUUUACUCACUGUAUUUUACCACUCAGUGCACUGCUUUCACGUUUGAUUAUCUGUUUGUAAGUUGGUGUUGACACAGCCCAGGAAUUUUGUAUUGUUGUAACACUCUGCUGAUUUUAGAGCUGUGAUGGUUUUAUAAGUCGUCGUCAAGAUUAAUCUAAUCCAAAGGAUUAACAUCCAAAGCUUUAAAUCUAUGCACUGUAAUAAGAUACAAUCCCACAAAGUCAACUAUAUUGUAUUUCCUUUAGGCAAAGUCACAUGCAUAUAGAAAAGUAGUUUUACCAACUGAAAAGUUUUGGAAUUGUAAAGCACUCUUGCAGAUGUCAGAACUGACAAUCCAAUGAAAUUGGAUGUGGGGCAUAAUUGAAGAGUCUUAAGUGAAGGGCUUUUUCAACCUUUAGCAUGAUAUUGAUUUGGCACCUCACCAUUAUUCAAAUAUAUGCACUACGAAGCUCAAUAAAUAGCAUGUAGCUGAAUGUACAAUAGAAAAAAGUGCACCUGCAGAAAUCCUAUACUUUUACCUUAACUUUUUAAAGUAGAAUAAUAUGACCUCAGGGUUGCAAGUCUUAAUAAAUUGCCUUACAGUUUAUAGUACUGAGCAGCUUUUUGUACAUAAGUGAAAUAUUCUUAGUAAAGAUCUGGACUAAUUUAAUGAGCCUCACAAUUUAAAAAAAAAAAAAAUAAUAAAAAAAACACAAUAAACAAUUGCCAACCUAUCUAUAUUGGUAUUAAGCUUUUUUCUUGGUUCUUCAUUCGCACUUUUCAGCAGAUUUUUUGCCAUAUGCCAUCUAAUGAAAUUCUGAUUCAUGUUAAAUAAUUUGUAUUGUUUAAAGCAGGGGUCGGCAACCUUUUUGACAUGGAGGGACAUUUUUUAUUUUCCUGGGUAAUGACAAUGAGGCCCCCCCCCCCCCAAUAAAUAAAUAAA